UCCUUAUCGAUCAUAUUGAUACCUUAUCAAUCCCUUUACGAAAGAACGCUAACGAGUUCGGUCGCGUUGAUCGACCAGUGUUUCUCAAAUCAAAUGACUGAUUCACUUGAGGAAAUAUCUCAAGCUAAAUCAGGUAGAUCUACAUAUAUGCAUUACGCAUAUCAGUUUUAUCGGAGUCUUGAUAAAACUGUGUCUUUUAGUCAUUGCGAUAUAAGAGUCGUAUCGUGUUACACAUCCAAUUACUGCUAAUAUAAAUAUUAUGCGUUUGUACCCUUCUGUUGUACUGAAUGGCAAUGAUGAUUGGAGCAUGGAUUACACUCGCUGCGCAUAGGAUCGCUCGGUUAACUUGGUAAACUGCCUGGUCUGCCUGAGAACUUAGUGUGCUGUUUCCUUUGAUCGUAUAAACACGCAUCUGUCGGUUCGACGAUUUAUCGCCCAAAGAACAAAGAAGAUAUCCCAGUCCGAGACUUUACUCAUCAAAUACGUUCUCUAGAGGAUAUACAUAUAUUCUCUUUUCCAUCGACCCGGCUUCUCCCCCUUAAUAACUCGCGGCUAUUUUGGUGCUGCGUGCAUCGCAACAUGGAAUACAACGACACCCUACUCAUACCGGGUCAACGUAUACGUCCGCCCGUGACCGAGGAAAUAGCAGUCGCUCUGUUAGAGCGGCUCUACGGCAUGAGGGUGACGAGCAUGCGCGAAUUAAAUGCUUACGAUGAUCGUAACUACCACGUGCUGUGCGAGGAGACGCAUGUGAAUCCGCAUGUUACUAGCAUAGAAAGGGCUGGUUACGUCCUCAAGAUAACCAACUCCUUGGAUUCCCGGAAGACGGACAUUCUUGAGGCGCAGACCGAGUUAAUGAUUUUUCUUAAUCAGCGCAACAUCUGCUGUUCAUUACCAGUCAAGAAUGUCAGCGGCGCCUACUUUUCUCUUGAAAAUUUAAAGAGCGACAAUACCAUGGAGAAAUACGCCGUGAAAUUACUGGUCUACCGUCCCGGUGAGAUAAUGCGUAACGUGAAGACGACUGAAGAGCUAUUACGCAAGGUCGGAAACUUUGCCGCCAAGAUUGACGAGAUCCUCGUGGGUUUCAAUCAUCCAGCCUAUGACAACCAUAAAACAUUGUGGAUGUUAACUUCGGUGCCUCGCGUACAACAGUUUACAUAUGCGAUCAAGAGCUCAUUAGAUAAGCAAUUGGUGCAUGAUGUGAUUGUUACUUUCCAAAAAGAAGUGCUGCCGAUCACGGAUCAACUGGAGCAAGGGGUCAUACAUGGUGACUUGAAUGAGUAUAAUAUUAUUAUAAGUCCCGAUAGCGAGGAAAUUGCCGCCGUGAUCGAUUUUGGAGAUUGUCACAGAACUUGUCGUGUUUUCGAGUUGGCUGUAGUCCUCUGUUACAUGAUCUUGCAAGCGGCUAACGUAGGAAUGGGCAGACACGUUAUAGAGGGUUACGAGAAGUUCAGAAAGUUGACCGAUACGGAGAAGAAAAUUCUCAAGAUCAGCGUAUGCGCCAGGAUGUGUCAGAGUUUGGUAAUGGGCGCUUACUCGUAUUUGCAUGAUCCUGAAAAUCAAUAUAUACUGAGCACGCAGAAAACCGGAUGGACGUUGUUGAAGAGACUGUGGCCCAUGAGCCAAAAGGAUGUGAUGCAAGCCUGGGGAUUGGUCAGUCCCUAAACGCGAAUAUUGAACGACGAUAUUACGACCCUUUGAAUUAUGAAUUAUUAUUAUUGAAUUAUAUUCUCGCAUAUAAUAGAAAAAUGCAAUGCAUAACUGCGCGUUGCAUUUUAGUAUGUUUUAAUUAAUUUAGAUAUUUUUUAGACAACAAUGAUGAUUAAAGAAUUUGAGAGAUAAAAUUAUUAGAUUAG
Nylanderia fulva is the source of this 1856-nucleotide messenger RNA. RefSeq names its product hydroxylysine kinase. Gene Ontology annotation, molecular function: ATP binding; amino acid kinase activity; protein serine/threonine kinase activity. The record is from RefSeq and is a predicted model, not a curated record. Lineage: Eukaryota; Metazoa; Arthropoda; Insecta; Hymenoptera; Formicidae.